AAUUAUUUUUGGCCCGGUUUUUUUGCGGAUAAAAAUAUGAGCCAGGGGGUGCCCCUACCUCAAAAAAAGGGGGUAUUAUUGAAAAUAUGUAUUGGGGUGUUAUGCUCUACCCUAAACAAUAAGGUAAUAUGGUGUCAUGAUUUGGAAUUCUACAUGUAUCAUUAAUUUUGAUUUUUAGGGUGUGGGUAAUAUGUCCUACCCUACAUCAUAAUAUUGCAUUCCGAUGUCUAAAAUAUUACUAUUUCAAAUGUCAAUGUUAUCUCACUUUUUCCAAUUUUAUAUUAAUCAGAACUCAUAGUUUUGCAGUAUUUUGACUUGUAAUUUCAAUUUUUCGGAUCAUUUUCUAGCUUUCCUCUCGUAUAAUUCUUUUCGACAUACAACAAUUCUUUCUCGAACUUUUAGCUGCUGGAAUACCGGAUUCAUCUUGACCUCAGAUGCACAGAUCAUGCAUCCAUGCAUUGACGUCACAGUACAUCAUUGCAGCACUGAUUUCACUGUGAAGUGUGGAACAUGGGUCAAUGCGCGAUAAAAGGAUGAACGUGAUUUCAGCGGGAAGUGCGCUAAUUGGUCACAUGUUUUCAGCGGGAAGUGCGGUAAGUGGUUAAUUGUUUCCAGCGGGAGAUGAGUGGAUUGGUUAAUUGAAAAACAACCAGUUAUUCCGAAUUCAACUAUUACGAAAACCCUAUAAAAAUAGAUCCUCGGUACCUUGUCAAGCCAUUGUGUGGUUGUCCGCCACCACCCCUGCUCAGGAUGGAACCCCUUCGGAAGAAACCUCGUCAGUCUUUUGAUGUAGUGAGAUCAUCUGAUCUGUUGCAAUUCUUUAGUUAUUGUCCUGAUCAAGAGUUUGCAGAUGUACUAAAGUUUUUCUCUCAUGUUCUACCGUCGCUGGAGCUGCUUCUUGAAGAGAAUAUUGAGCAAUGGGGUCAGUACAAGUGUUCUUUGGUAGUUCAGGUGGUGAUGCAGAAGCUGAAUCCUGCUACAGGACAAAUGGUUUCCAACACAUUCUUCUUCCGAUCGAGUACAACGCUGGUGCUCAACACCAUGGAGCUGAGGGAUCUUCUCAGUAGGAUGAUUGCUCAGAUCAACGCUCGUCUUGAUGAUUUCGUUCGUCAUGGAUCAGGUUGGGUAGUUGAACGGAUUUCCUGUUUACACAUCGAAAUGUCACGCUACUGUGUACUUGGAGGAAGUUCGUACAUCCCCUUGCCACCGGAGUUGAAGUCGAAGAAGGCCAUUGUUAACGUGCAGAACACUGACAACAAGUGUUUACUGUAAGUAUAGCAGUGGGGUUUCAGUGUGGUGAUACGGUGUAUGGAUUGAACUGUAUGCCGCCUGUCCAUGUCUUAUGUCAUCCGUACUUUAGAUGGUCAAUACUGGCUGCUAAAUUUUCGGCAGACAAGUCUCAUCCAUGUCGUCAAUCGUCGUACGCAGAACAUGCGGAUACUGUGGAUGUGAGCGGCAUCGAGUUUCCAGCAAAACUGGAAGACAUACCAGUCAUCGAAAGACUGAACGACGGUCUUUACAUCAACGUCUUCGGAUAUGAAGAGAAAGUCAUAUAUCCGUUAAGAAUUUCUCAGCAUCCGCAGACCGCCAUCAAUGUAUUGCUCAUCCAAGACGAACGCAAUGACGUGGAGGUGCAGCACUGGGUGUGGAUAAAAUCAUUCAGUCGUCUUGUUGCUACUGGAGCACGUCGAGCACAUUUCGUCUGCUUCAGAUGUCUCUCAACACACGUCACGGAGAAGGCAUUGAAUAAUCAUAUGAUGUACUGCAGUGAACAUCCUGAAGCCACGGUGAAGAUGCCAAAGGCUGGCGAUAGAGUGAUGUUCAGGAAUGUGAACAAGCAGCUUCAAGCCCCAUUUGUGAUCUAUGCCGAUUGUGAGGCCUUCAUAGAACCUCUGUCCGCUGUCAAGAAAAUCGGUCAUUCGACAUUCCAAAAGAACAAGCAUGUAGCCUGUUCCUGUUCGUACAUUGUAGUACGAUCUGAUGGCGUCGUCACGAACCGUUUCUUCUACCGUGGAGAAGAUUCUAUGUUCUGUUUUCUGCUGUCACUUGAGCAAGAGGAGGAGACUAUCCGUGAUGAGCUUCUAGCAUGUAAUGCUGGUCAAAUGAUCAUUUCAGAAAGUCAGCAACGUGAAUUUGAAACGGUAGUCUCCUGUUGGAUCUGUGGUGAAGCGUUGGGUAGCGAUCGUGUACGUGACCACUGUCACAUCACCGGUGCUUACCGUGGUGCAGCACACAACCAUUGUAACCUGAACAUGCGGAUUGAGCCGUUCAAGAUCAAGAUUCCUGUGAUCUUUCAUAACUUGAAGGGAUACGAUUCUCAUCACAUCAUAUCUGCCAUUGGGAGAACAUCCACUGAUGAGAUUACGUAUGUGAACGAGAAAGGACAAGAACGGACCAAGCGUCUCGGUGCUAUCAAAGUGAUUCCCAUCAACAGUGAAAAAUAUGUCACAUUCGGAUGGAGACAGUUCCAGUUCAUCGACAGCCUGGCAUUCUUGAACACCUCCCUAGACCGGUUGGUUUCGGCUACACCACCAGAUGCAUUCGCCCUUCUAUCCGCACGAUUUCCAGACGAGGAUGAACGCAAACUGUUGACACGAAAGGGUGUCUACCCGUAUGAAUAUAUGGGGUCGUACGACCAAUUCGAAGAAACGCGUCUACCACCCAAGGAUGCAUUCCACUCAACGCUAACGAACACGGGUAUCAGUGAUGAAGACUAUGCCUAUGCGCAAACAGUAUGGACUGCGUUUGACUGUGAAGAUCUAGGAGACUAUCACGACCUCUACCUGGAGACUGAUGUGCUGCUGUUGGCUGACGUUUUCGAAAACUUCAGAAGAACUGCUCACGCAACCUAUGGAUUGGAUCCCGCUAAUUACCUCACCUUACCGGGAUUUGCCUGGGAUUCGCUGCUGAAAAUGACGAAGGUGUCCCUUCAUCUCAUUUCCGACAUUGACAUGUUCAACUUCAUUGAGCAUGGCAAAAGAGGUGGCAUAAGCAUGGUGUCCGCUAGACACGCCACCGCCAACAACAGAUAUCUAUCGGAGUACAAUCCAGACGAGCCGUCAAGCUUCAUCCAAUAUUUAGAUGCGAACAAUCUAUAUGGAUGGGCCAUGUCUCAACCCUUGCCCGUGUCGGACUUCUGCUUUGAAGCAGUGACGGAUGAUCUUCUGGAGACGGUACUCGAUCAUCCAAUGGACUCUUCGACGGGAUACAUGGUGGAGUGCGAUUUAAGGAUUCCAGAUGGUGUGCAUGACAUGAUGAAUGAUUAUCCGUUGGCUCCUGAGAAGAUGAAGGUGACACGAGAUAUGCUUUCUCCAUAUCAGACCCACAUGGCAGAGAAACUAAUGGUGACCGGUUUGGAAGCGAAGAAACUGGUACCAAAUCUACUACCGAAAGAGCACUAUGUUCUGCACUACAGAAACUUGCAGCAGUAUGUGUCCUUGGGUGUGGAGAUUACAGAUGUGCAUCGUGUGCUCUCCUUCACACAACACCCAUGGAUGAAGCCAUACAUCGACACUAAUACUGACCUGAGAAAGCUAUCAACUUCUGAUUUCGAGAAAGACUUCUAUAAGUUGAUGAACAAUGCUGUAUAUGGCAAGACCAUGGAAAACGUUCGAAACAGAGUAAACAUCAAGCUCAUUCGUGAACAGGAUGAAAAACCACGUCUCCAGAAAAGCAUCAACAAACCUUCGUACAUCCGCAGUGUAGCCUUUGAGAACGAUCUGAUAGCAAUCGAGUUUGCCAAGACAAAGGUGACUCUCAAUAAACCCAUUUAUGUGGGUACAGCCAUCCUCGAUCUGUCGAAGCACUUGAUGUAUUCCUUUUACUAUGAAGUUCUCCUACCCCGCUAUGGACAAAAUGUACGUUUGCUCUACACUGAUACUGAUAGUCUGAUCGUACAUAUUCAAACGGAUGAUCUGUACACCGAUAUGUCAAACAACAUAACAGCCUAUGACACAUCCAACUAUUCACCAUCCCACCACCUGUACAGCACGGUCAACAAGAAGGUGGUAGGGAAGUUCAAGGACGAACUAGGUGGCAAACCCAUCAAGGAGUUCAUUGGUUUGCGGAGCAAGAUGUACGCAUACCGCUGUGAAGACAACGACGACAAUGGCAAGCGUGCCAAAGGUGUGCAGAGAAGCGUGUUGAAAAACACCAUAACCGUCGAUGAUUAUCGAACAUGUCUCGUCGAGGAGUCUCAGCUGAAGAGAACAAUGAAUGUUCUUCGAAGUCGACGACAUUGCAUUCACGGAGAGGAGCUACACAAGAUUGCCCUCUGUGGAUUCGACAGUAAGCGUUACAUUCUGGAGGAUGGUAUCAACACCCUGGCAUUCGGACACAAGGAUAUUCCAAAGCACUGAGGGAUUUCCACACAUACUAGAGCAUAUGUCAUAUCUUCUCAUGAAAUACAUUGUAAAUACUAUGCGAUUCAUAAUAUUCACGUUAAUCCAAAGCAUGAGCUACAUUGUACAUAUGAAAUGCUAAUACUUUUUGAGAUCAUUCACAUCCUUCUUUGUUAACCAGGUAUGGAAUUUUUCGUCUUGAUAA
Molecule: messenger RNA, 4545 nt
Organism: Sycon ciliatum
Lineage: Eukaryota; Metazoa; Porifera; Calcarea; Leucosolenida; Sycettidae
Exons: 6
Coding region: 1323-4358 (1011 amino acids)
Molecular function (GO): nucleic acid binding; nucleotide binding
Source: RefSeq, a predicted model, not a curated record